Molecule: messenger RNA, 1587 nt
Organism: Lodderomyces theae
Lineage: Eukaryota; Fungi; Ascomycota; Pichiomycetes; Serinales; Debaryomycetaceae
Gene: KRE62
Product: Kre62p
Exons: 1
Coding region: 1-1587 (528 amino acids)
Biological process (GO): (1->6)-beta-D-glucan biosynthetic process; fungal-type cell wall organization
Cellular component (GO): plasma membrane; endoplasmic reticulum membrane
Molecular function (GO): glucosidase activity
Source: RefSeq, a predicted model, not a curated record
AUGCUGCUACAUUCGAUACAUGAUUUGAACAAUCUACCUAUUCAAAACCUGAGAUUCAGCCACAUCGAAAACCCUCAUUACUACCUAGAUGAGAAUCUACAUGAAAAUAAAAUCGAAGAUCUAGCCUCUACAACCACUUUAGAAAACAUUUCAACUCCGUCAACUCCGUCAACUCCCAAGUUUUCAUUCUUCAAGCGUAUAAAGUCGAUGUGGAGUACCAAUGGUAGAAGAUACGUUACUGCGGCUGCUGUAGUCUUGGCACUUUUCGCCAUUGCUGUGAUUUUCGUUGUAACUUCGACUAAAUUGUUGAACGACCCAGUUAAAGACGGGGCUAAGGUUGAGAAAUUGACAAGCAUCAAGUAUCUGCAAUUGAAGGCCAUUCGAACCAAUUUGGUGGAUCCAAAUACACCAGCUGGUGCCCACAAUAAAACGCCACAUUGGAAGUUGGUCUACUCUGAUGAAUUCAACUCUGAUAAUCGAUCAUUUGGGGAAUAUGAGGAUCAAUUUUUCACUGCUGUCGACUUGCAUUAUAGGGCUACUCAAGAUUUAGAAUACUAUUUACCUCAUAUGGCAGCCACCAGAAAUGGCAGUUUAGAAAUCACAUUUGACAAGCUUGCCUAUAACGGGUUUGAGUAUGUUUCUGCAAUGUUACAAAGCUGGAACAAAUUGUGCUUGAAUAAGCAGGUUAAAGUUGAGGUUCGAGCAAAAUUACCCCAUGGCGUUGCGCAUGGGCUAUGGCCCGCGGUUUGGUCUUUGGGGAACUUGGCACGUCCGGGAUAUUUAGCAACAACAGAUGGAAUAUGGCCGUACACGUACAGCGAAUGCGAUUUAGGAAUCACCCGCAACCAAUCUACUUUGAAUGAGAAUAUGUCGUACUUGCCAGGUCAGAGAUUGAGUAUGUGUACUUGUGUUGGAGAAGAUCAUCCGAGUUUAGGUAUUGGUCGAGGCGCACCUGAAAUUGAUAUUAUCGAAGGGUUGUACGAGUAUGGGCGAGUGGUUGGAGUUCAAACAGUACAAGUUGCUCCCUUUGACGAAUGGUGGAGACCGGAUUAUGACUAUGUCGAUAUUAGCAAUAAGAAUGCUACUUAUGUUCGAGAAGAUGUGGGGACCGUGUACCAAGAAUCAAUCUCGUUGGCUACUCAACUCAGGACGGAUGACUUUGUUACUUUUUCAAUGGAGUACAAGAGUUUGUCUCAGGGUGAGAGUUAUGUGAAGUUUGAAAUGAAUAACGAGCCGACGUUUGCCAUUAAUGAAUCUGCUUUUAGAUCAAAUGGAUUGAUUGGAUCAAGACAGAUUACAAAAGAGCCAAUGUCACUCAUUUUCAAUAUGGGCUUAUCGAAAGUAUGGAACCCUAGAUUGAAAAUUGAGAAGUUGCAAUUACCAGCCAAGUUUUAUAUCGAUUACGUUAGGAUUUAUCAGCCACUGGACUUGGUUGAGUUAACUUGCGAUCCCGAUGAUUUCCCAACUAGUGUGUAUAUUAACACUCAUAUGAAUGCUUAUAUUGAUUGGGAAUUGAGUACAUGGAGCGAAGCUGGUUAUGGAUUCCCCCGAAACUCCCUUGAAAACAAAUGCAAAGCUCCAAGUUAA